Dreissena polymorpha is the source of this 4575-nucleotide messenger RNA. RefSeq lists its product as uncharacterized. The record is from RefSeq and is a predicted model, not a curated record. The coding region runs from base 201 to 3833 and encodes 1210 amino acids. Gene Ontology annotation, biological process: regulation of transcription by RNA polymerase II. The transcript is spliced from 3 exons. Gene Ontology annotation, molecular function: chromatin insulator sequence binding. Lineage: Eukaryota; Metazoa; Mollusca; Bivalvia; Myida; Dreissenidae. Gene Ontology annotation, cellular component: chromosome.
AAUGUAUACGGAAAUCUGCGUCACACCAAGCGGUCACGUGACAUAGAGGGCGCUUUGCGUAGGUUCCCGACUGCUGCCGAGUGUGGGUUCAAAUAAAAAUUGUUUCCACUUUUGUUUGCCAAAAUCACAGAAUUAAACACCAAACAACAUACUGUGCAGGACACAACUGACAAUGUGAGGCCCGGAAGCCUUUUCCUGUAAUGUCGAGCGAUUCAGCCCCUUUCGUCAGCAGCCCCAUGGUUUCAGAAAUGAAGAACAUUGCUGCCGAGUCCAUGGAAGUGGAAGGACCUACCAGCGCGGACAAAUUGACGGCCAAGCAUGACAUUGACAAUGAAAAGGUCUCAAAGGUCAAUGGCGUGGAUGAGGUAUCUGCCAACGGGUUAGCAGAUAACCAGGAUGUAGAAAUGGAGGUAGACUCUGUCACAAACAUCAAUGAGAAAGCAAACAUGAACUCUUCGAAUUCCUCUGAGAAAACCAAAGAAAUUGAACUGAGUGCUCAGUCAUAUAAUGACAAAAUAGAUGACGAGCAAGCAGGGUCAUUGAAUGAAGAUCAAAAUAAAAAUGGAAUUAGUUCAAAUAAAGGUGAUGAUGAACAUUCAAUAGAUUUGAAUAUUGGAAAGCUUGAGGAUAAUAGGAAACAAAGUGAAAAAUAUUCAAGCGAGACCAAUAAACUGCUAGACACAGUUAAGGAUGAGAAUGGUGGAGAUAUUUUGAUAACUCUCAACGAGGAUAACAAUGCUGAAAAACAAGCGAAUGUGUCAGGCACCGAUGUGGAAACAAAUGAAAGUAAAAAGAAGAGUGUUUCUAAUGCCGAUAACUCCUCAAAAGCAUCCAGUGUUGCUGGCAGCCUUCCUGCCCCACCUCCUUUGACUCCCGCCCCAGGGGUGCGAGUUACAGCCUCAGGGAUGACAGUGCGGUUGCCAGGGAGCAGCAAUAUGGUCGUACACCCUGUAUCCAGUAUGCCAAUGCUUGUCAGUAGCUCAGGCCUUGGAACUGGCCUUCCUCAACAAGUUGGUGCCACGGUUAAUGGAGCCCCAGUGGUGCAGCAAGGCUCGCAGUUGGGGUACAUCACUAAGAUCGGCAAUCAGACGCUCUUUGUGCCACUGUCUGCGGCAGUAAAUAUCAAGAAUACGACUUUGCAGAAUAGCAGUGCAAUUAUGAGUCAGCUGUCCCAGGUGGCAAAACAGUCUGGGCAGGUUGUCAGCUCGCAGCCUGGAAAAGCUCAGGCUGUCAUCAAUCAGGGUUUUCCACAGCCGAAAUCUAGCUGGGAGAUGAUGGAAAUGAUGAGAUGGGAGGUAGCCAACAGGAUAGCGGACAACUGGAACUGGUCCAUAGCCUUUCACCAAAAGAAAGAGGAGCUUAGCUCGGUAACAAACUUUCUACUUGAGCUUGGCAGUGAUGUUGUGAAAGAGCAGGUUUAUAAAGACAUUAUUCAGAUUCAGACCAAGAAGAAGGAAAAUGGGGACUUGAAGGACCAAGAAGUCGAAAGUUUGGAGAAAAUGAAGACAGUGUAUGAAAAUACCAGAAAGAAAGUGGAACAUUUGGAGUUGGGAAAAGUAAAUUGUGAAAAGUGUGACUUUCAGUCUGAAUCAAACCUUGUGUUGGAAAAUCACUUUGAUUUUCCACACUUUGAACCUGAGUGGGAUGUCAACAAAGGCUGGAUGGUGUGCACACAUUGCAAAUAUAGGACUAAAGUAAUUGCCCAGUUUGUUUUUCAUAUGAACGACAUGCACAAACGACAGGCAAAGUUUAUGGAGCGUGAUCCUCCGUUUCAGUGUCCCCUGUGUCCCAUGAACGCUUCCACGAAGAACAAGCUUGAGAAGCAUCAGACCAAAUGCACGAAGCAUUUCAAACUGAACAUGAAUCUCCAGCCGUAUUACCACGACGUCAACUUCUGCAUGAAGUCGGUCUACUACAAGCCAAAGAAACCCGUGGUCAGACCACCCCCUCCACCACCAGCACAACCAAAAGUGGUACCAAAGCCAUCUCCGACGAUGAAUACUCGCCAGCAGGGCAUGGUGCCAAUGGCAGUUCCUGUUGCUAGGCAAUUAGUGCCUGUUGCUAGACCACAACAGAGGCCUGCCAUUACCAUUCCAUCUCCACCGCCAUUACAAAAUCAUGCAGCUAACAUCAUCCGACCGACUUUUGCAGGACCCACUAUGACCAGACCAAUGCUUUCACAAAACCUGGCCAUGCGUUUGUCAGCGCCACAGCAGGCUCCUAGACCACCGAGACCAGAAAUGGCUGGCUUUGAAGUGUGCGAGCUUUGUGGGGGGUACGUCAAAGACAGACAGGCCCUACGAAUCCACUUCUACUACGCCCAUAAAGUCGAAUUGCCCCUGGCGGUUUUUCUCAAAGAGAAUGCCCCUCUUUCAUGCCAGGUGUGCAAAUUGAACUUCUGGACCACUCAAGGACUCGCCAAGCAUAAGACAACCAGUCGCCACUUUGCCCCAACAGGUGCCACAGAGAUAAACAUAGCGACCAAUCAGUGCUUCAUGUGCCUUCGUAAGGUGAGCAACAUCUUUACCCACGUGGAACAGACCCAUGGCAUGACGAUGAAAGACUUAGUGCUCAUGAAGAAAUGCAUCAUGUGUGGCGCCACUUCCACAGACAGACAAGCUCUUGAAAAGCACAUAGCUUCCAUUCACGGGAUCGUUAUCAAGACGAGUGACUAUGUACCUGACAAGGCACCCAAUGCGCCCAAUGCCCCACCAACAGUUGUUCCAGUUCUUCCCCAAAAAACUCCUUCACCCAGUGUGCCUCAGACAGCAAAGAACAUAGGAAAGAUCAAUUACUGCGUAUUUUGUGAAAUUCAGUUUCCGGAUAACAUUCAGCUUACUGUACACUGCCUGAAAAAGCACGCAACAUGCAAGACCUGUGGAAUGGUGGUACAAAAUGCGAGUUUCCUCACCAACCAUGAUGCCAAUUGUAUGAAGGCAAAUAAGAAGUGCAGCAUCUGUGGUCUGAGGAACAUGACUCCAGACAGCUAUGCAAUGCAUUUGAAGCGACAUAUCAAGCCCAGCCACGUGAAAAUAUUAAAUAUGUCUGAAGAUCAAAUUGAUGAUGCCAAGGAGAAGUUGAAGCGAGAAUACAAACCGGCCGUUAUAAGUCUGGAUUCUGAAGAUUCUGAUGUUGAGGUCGUGGAUACUGAUGAACCUGAUGGGAAGGGUAAAGACACAAAAGAGGGGGAGAGUGCUGAAAAGGCCGAGAGCGCUGAUCAAAAUGAUACAAAAGAUCUUAAUGAUUCCAAAGAGGAAGUUACUAAUACUACAAAAGAAGCUAAAGAUGAUGAUAAUCAAGAAUCAGGAAGGGAAGAGAUUAAUUCAAAUACUUACAAAAUUUCAAAUAUUGAAAUCGAUAAUGAAGAUCGUAAAGAAGUGAAAGAAAUAGUGGGGUCUCAGUCUCAAAAUGGGCAAAACACUAAGGACAACAAUACAAUUGACAUAAGUAAAUCUACUACUGGGGACACAGAAAAGUUCAAUGAAGAUUUAACUGACAUUUCUGAUGAGAAAUUUCCUAAAGGAAAAGCUGAAAGUAGUUCAGCGACUGCAGUUAAAAAUGAUGCAAAUACAGACGCAGUUGUGAAUGAUAACAAUGAGGAUUUUAUAGACGAAAACAUUGGUACAGACAUGAAAAGCCAGGGCAGUGUCCAGAAAGAAAUAGAUGAGGACUUAUUACUGGGUACUGAGGAAGGGCAAAUGUUGAUGAAAAGAAAAAUGUCAGAAGAUGGCUCGUCUUCAGAUAUUGGUGCUGAAUCAAAGAAACUUAAAUUAGACGAUGGCAGCUCAUCAACAGAUGGUUUUGUUGAUAAUUCCAAAAUGGACACUGAAUGAUUUAUAUUGGGUUCAUGAUUAUGUGAUUAUGGAUGAAAGUUGUAUAUGAUGAUUUUAUUUACAUGCAAAGAUUUAUAUUAUUAUGAGAAACUGGUGUCAUAUUUUGUUUAUAUUAUGGUUAAUGAUCUAUGUUGUAUUUAUAGAUUACGUGUUCUCGAUUUCGAAAUAUUUUCUACUUUAUAAUGUAUACUAAGUAUAACUGAACAUUACACUUACAGCCGUUACUGUUAACUUGUCUAGCUCUGUGUUCACAUCUGUUUUACAUGUUGUUUCAAUUUAAUUGAACAUAAAUACAAUUUUUUUUUGGUAAGGAAAUGCUUGAAAAUAUGAAUAAAUAAUGUAUUUCCUUACAAAACUAACAACAACAAAUCAUUCACUUGUUCACAAUACUGUUUUUUGCAAGUAUAAUAUUCGUUUUCCUGAAAACUCUGUAUUUCAACCUCUGCAUUUAUAAGGUGCAAAUAGCCAUUUAAUGAAUCUUAAUUUAUUCAUCUGAUCUGCAAUAUGUUACUUAGUUUUCACACAUCUGUAGCUGUAGUAGUACUCACUUCGAGUAAAAUGUGCCACUCCAGACAUUUACAUUUGUAUAGUUUUAAUUAUCAGUAUAUGGUACAUAGUAAAAUCCAUGUAAAUAUGUUUUUGUCAACUUACAUCGGAUGAUGGUAGAACUACAUCAUUUCUUUUCAAGUACUGCUGAUUGUUAGUGUUGUAUUGAAUGUCUCAAUUAAACUUUGAUCACUUG